Messenger RNA from Phacochoerus africanus (Common warthog), 2445 nucleotides. RefSeq names its product chromosome 4 C11orf80 homolog (gene TOP6BL). Lineage: Eukaryota; Metazoa; Chordata; Mammalia; Artiodactyla; Suidae. Gene Ontology annotation, biological process: reciprocal meiotic recombination; meiotic DNA double-strand break formation. The record is from RefSeq and is a predicted model, not a curated record.
UGACCUGCGCCCACAAAGCGCAGUGAAGAAGCCUCAGGCAAUGAGAGGGGAAAAUGAAGAUGGAGUGGGCUUUAGAUCUAAUGAGACAAAUAGAGCUGAUGGCCGGACACAGGCGAAGCAGAGAGGUGCAGAAGGCGCUAUGACCAGAGACGCUGCCUGGAGGCAGAGCUGAACAAAUGACAGCCGGAUGAAGAACAGAUGAGAAGAAAUGGGGACUUCAGCACAGUGAAAAUCUCAUCUGACUUCAAGUAUGAGUGGACCAGCAGAGAGAGAAAAGAAAAAAGAAAUCACCAGCAAACUCAGGGCUCCUAGGACAGCAAAGGAGGAGGCACUCAGGGAAAGCAGAGACAGGACAGACAGACAAAACCCCAACCAUUUCCCCCAAGGCUGUGUUCCUGGAAAAACACCAGGAACUCUUUUCCAGGAAACUUAGGACCUGGGCUGAAGAGUGGGACAGAAUUUUUGUUCAAUCUUCUUUAGAAUCCGCCACUCAGGGCAGAAUUUUUCAUACUCAUUUGCACUCCCUUGCUACGCCCCUCCCCCAAGCCCGAAACGCGGGGUUAAAUCAGUUUCUCGAAGGGACACAUCCAAGAUCCCUAAUACUUUGGCUUUUUCCUCCCUAAUACUUUGCUCUUCUGAAUAUGCCAAGACGUUGCCCAGCACCUCAAGCUAAGACAUAUUUGGAACUCACUCUCUUCCCUUCACCUUCAAGGAAAACUGGUCUGUGGAUACCCUGCCCGCGCCUGAACCGACCAGCUCUCCAGCGCUGGAAUCGUGGCUGCUCGCGGACCGGAGGAGGGCAGCUGAGAAACAACCCGCGGAGACAACACGCAGCAGUUGUUUCAGCAGGAAGUGUUUAUGGUGGUUUGGUCCUCAAGAAGUUCCUAAAAGAGAUACAAUCUAUACUGCCUGGAUUCGCUGCAAAGCUGAACUGGACUUCAGAGGAAGCCAGCUAUUCUCAGGACACAUCGGGGAUAACAUCCUUCCUCGUGACUUUUGAGGUUGAUGAAAAGCCCAGAACCUUGAUAACAGAUAGUCUGGUUAUAAAGAAUUUUUUACAUAAAAUUGUCGUGGUGCUCCCUAAGUUUAGAUUUAAUUUCAGUGUAAAGGUGAAUGGAAUCCUCUCCAUGGAGAACUUUGGGGCAGAGAAUGAACCUACUUUGAACCUGUCAAACGGAAUUGCUCUUGUCGUAAACGAUCAGCAUUAUGUGAGUACACCAAAGUUUGGUACAACUGAAUUACUCUGCCGCAGAAUCCAUCCUGUGCUAGGACAUCCAGUACUGCUCGUCAUCCCUGAUGAUGUGGCUGGAAUGGGCUUGUUGGGAGAGCUGAUACUGACACCAGCUGCUGCUUUGUGUCCUUGCCCAAAGGUCUCUUCCAACCAACCGAAUAGGAUCUCUUCAGUUUCCAUAUUUCUAUAUGGACCUUCAGGUCUGCCUCUGAUAUUGCCAGGGCAGGAGCACCUGUCUACCGCUAUCUUCAAAGACACCUCUAAUCUCAUUGACUGGAAGAAAUACCACUUGCGAAUGGUGCCCAAUUUGGAUCUCAGUUUAGACAGAGAUUUGGUGCUUCCAGAUGUGAGUUAUCAGGUGGAAUCCAUUGAGGGGGAUCAGUCUCAGAAUAUGGACCCCCAGGGACAAACACUGCUGCUUUUUCUCUUUGUGGAUUUCCACAGCGGAUUUCCAGUCCAGCAAAUGGAACUCUGGGGGGUCCACACGUUGCUCACAGCUCAUCUCAGUGCCGUCCUCGUGGAGAGCCGCAGCAAGGUGCACGAGUCCAUCCAGGUUGCUGUGGACCAGGCCUUGGAGCAGCAUCACCAGGCUGCCAAGGCUCGUCAGAAACUGCAAGCCUCGCUCUCAGUGGCUGUAAAUUCCAUCAUGAGUAUCGUGACUGCAAGCACCAGCAGCAGCUUCCGAAUCUGCCUCCAGACGCUUCAAGCAUCUGACACACAGGAAUUUGCAACCAAGCUGCAUAAAUCAUUUCAUGAGAUCACCCAGCACCAGUUUCUUCUCCACUGCUCAUGUGAGGUGAAGCAGCUGCUCCCAGAGAAAAAUGAUGCAGAGCAGAGCAGAGAGGACAUACAUGAGAACAGCGGUCUGGAGCUCCUCACAGGGACCAGCAGGCAGGCAGAAAUCAAGAAGCUCAAGAGGGGCAGACUCCGCCAAAGCCUGGAGGAGACGCGGACUUUCUACUCACCUGGGGCCCUGAGCCCGUCAGAGGCAGCCCCGCGCCCCGUGGAGCCCACCGCGGCGCCCCUGACCCCUAGUCGAAGCAGGACGGGCCCCGGGAGCGACCUGGAGGACGCGCUGUGGCUGCAGGAAAUCUCCAAUCUGUCCGAGUGGCUGAGUCCCGGCCCUGCGCCCUGAACUGUGCCCCCUCCCCGCGCCCCCGCGCCCGCGGGGGCCGCAUGUAGUCUGUUGUUCAAUAAACCUGCUCCGCGCGCGA